Amphiprion ocellaris (clown anemonefish) is the source of this 2644-nucleotide messenger RNA. RefSeq names its product asparaginyl-tRNA synthetase 1 (gene nars1). The coding region runs from base 126 to 1805 and encodes 559 amino acids. The record is from RefSeq and is a predicted model, not a curated record. Gene Ontology annotation, molecular function: nucleic acid binding; ATP binding; asparagine-tRNA ligase activity. NCBI's taxonomy places the organism in Eukaryota, Metazoa, Chordata, Actinopteri, Pomacentridae. Gene Ontology annotation, biological process: asparaginyl-tRNA aminoacylation. Gene Ontology annotation, cellular component: cytoplasm. The transcript has 15 exons.
CGGCUGAUGUAAAGCUACGUGUCCGGCUGAGCAGACAGAGGCGGCGGGCGCUUUUCCGGCUUUAUUUAACAGCUUUUUUUCAAUAAAAUAAUUCUUCAACGGACUGCUGUUGUAUCAGGGCCGACAUGGCGACGGAGAUAACAAAAGGUGUGGAACAAGUCUCAGUGGGUGAGCUGUACGUUUCGGAUAAAUGUGGCAGUGACCAGGACGGAGACGGCACUGAGCAGAAACCCUUCAAAACUCCCCUCAAGGCUUUGUUGUUUGCUGGGAAAGAACCAUUCCCCACUCUCUAUGUGGAGUCUCAGAAGGAGGGAGAGCGCUGGGCGGUGAUUUCCAAGACCCAGAUGAAAAACGCGAAGAAGGCCUUCAACCGCGAGCAGAUAAAGAGCGAUGCCAAAGACAAGAAGGAGGCCGAGGACAACGAGAGGAGAGAGAAGAACCUGGAAGAAGCCAAGAAGAUCGUCAUAGUUAAUGAUCCGAGCCUGCCUGAGCCUGAUACGGUUAAAAUCCAUCAACUGGAGGCAAAGAGAGGUCAGAGAGUCAAAGUGUUCGGGUGGGUUCAUCGCCUCAGGAGACAAGGGAAGAACCUGAUGUUCAUUGUUCUGAGAGAUGGAACCGGUUUCCUCCAGUGUGUCCUGUCUGAUCAACUGUGCCAGUGCUACAACGGUUUGAUGUUGUCCACGGAGAGUACAGUCGCUCUGUACGGCACCGUCACUCCAGUUCCCGAAGGAAAACAGGCUCCUGGUGGCCAUGAGCUACACUGCGACUUCUGGGAGCUGAUCGGUUUAGCUCCAGCAGGGGGCGCCGACAACCUGCUGAACGAAGAGUCGGACGUGGACGUCCAGCUGAACAACCGACACAUGCUGAUCAGAGGAGAGAACGUCUCCAAGAUCCUCCGGGUCCGAUCCACCGUCACACAGUGCUUCAGGGACCACUUCUUCAGCCGUGGAUACUACGAGAUCACUCCACCGACCCUGGUGCAGACUCAGGUGGAGGGCGGAUCAACGCUCUUCAACCUGAACUACUUUGGCGAGCAGGCAUACCUGACCCAGUCCUCCCAGCUCUACCUGGAGACCUGCAUACCUGCCCUGGGAAACACCUUCUGCAUCGCCCAGUCGUACCGAGCCGAGCAGUCCCGCACCCGUAGACAUCUGUCCGAGUACACUCACAUCGAGGCCGAGUGUCCCUUCAUGACAUUUGAGGAUCUGCUGAACAGACUGGAGGACCUGGUUUGUGACGUCGUGGACCGAGUGCUCAAGUCUCCCGCCGCUCAGCUGCUCUACGACAUCAACCCGAACUUCAAACCCCCCAAGAGGCCGUUCAAGAGGAUGAACUACAGCGAAGCCAUCGAGUGGCUCAAAGAGCACGACAUCAAGAAGGACGACGGCUCCUACUACGAGUUUGGAGAGGACAUCCCAGAGGCUCCAGAGAGGCUGAUGACCGACUCCAUCAACGAGACCAUCCUGCUCUGUCGCUUCCCAGCCGAGAUCAAAUCCUUCUACAUGCAGCGAUGUGCCGACGACAAACGCCUCACCGAGUCGGUUGAUGUGUUGAUGCCAAACGUUGGUGAGAUCAUCGGAGGUUCGAUGCGUAUCUGGGACGCCGAUGAGCUGCUGGACGGUUACAAGAGGGAGGGAAUCGACCCGACUCCUUACUACUGGUACACCGACCAGAGGAAGUACGGCACGUGUCCUCAUGGAGGUUACGGUCUCGGCCUUGAGCGUUUCCUCACGUGGCUCCUGAACAGACACCACAUCAGAGACGUCUGCCUUUACCCCCGAUUCAUCCAGCGCUGCCGGCCUUGAACAAACUCCCUCAAUCAGUACAACCUGACCAUCAAAAAGAAAUGCUGCAGGCGAAAUCAAACAACACGACUCAUAGUUUCAUCCCUUUUAGCGGUUUUAUUUCCUGUUUCCGAAGCACUAAAAGCUUCCUAGUGAACUCCAUCAUGUGUCAGAGCUGGAAAAUCCACCUGCAGCCUCAAAACUCACGGCUUCCUCCUCAUUCGUUCUGUGACUAAAAGUAAAAUCGGAUCAUUUCUGCCUCCCUGCAGAUGCUCAACGGCUGAUUCAUUUAAGCCGAAAUAAACAGUUGUGUUCUGUAAGUGUACAGUGUCUGCAAGUCCGGGUUUAACAUUCAAUAACGCAAAAUAAGAACUUUCUGCUCUUUAAAUUCUUCUUUUUUCAUGCACAUUAGCCAUUGGACUUUCCAAUUAAGUUUGCAUAUGAUUGUCACAUCAAGCCUUUAAAAUGUCAAUUUCAUGUCAAAUUUGUCAAGACAAAUCACAGAAAUACUAAUUUACACAUUUAAAAAACACAACAAUACAAACAUUCAUUCACACAUACCGAAAACAUGUGGAAGAAAAAGAUAAUUACGAAAUCUCCGAGGCUUUUCCUGCAGCUGAAUGAAGUUUAUUUCCAGCUUGCAUCACAAAAUCUACAACUUCUGCACACUUUUGUUGUUUUCAUGAAAGGAAAACUGAGCUUCGUCUGGAAGUCAAAGGUAGAAAUAAAACCGUCAGUGGUUUCAGGAUGUGACAUUCGUGUCGGCCUCAGGGGGUCUUCUUGUGUUUGUUCUGCCUCGUCAUCUGAAAAAUAAUAAACUCCUACUCAAUAAACUGCACUUAAAUAAAAUGUGAACCAAA